This is a messenger RNA of Bradysia coprophila, 1391 nucleotides long. It is a transcript of the gene Osi22, whose product is annotated as Osiris 22. The record is from RefSeq and is a predicted model, not a curated record. Lineage: Eukaryota; Metazoa; Arthropoda; Insecta; Diptera; Sciaridae.
CGUGCAAUAAACAGUUUUACUCAUUUUGCAAUUAGCUAUCGAAUCAACAACAUUAAACUGAUUCAACCAUCGUCGGUUGCAUUUUAGAUAUAUAAACAUUCGAAUGCGAAAUCAGAUCAUAAUAACGCGUGUUGGUUGAACGGAAGCACUAUUAGAGACAAAGUAUUAUUAUUGCGCGAAUUUUUGAAGAGAACAUUUUGUAUCUUGCGGUUGCAUGGGUUCGAAACGAUGCACUGAAACAGAAUCAAUUUUGAUCAUAAAUCUAUGAAAUCCGUUAUCGAUUGUUUUGUGUGAGUUUAAAAAGUUGGAACGAAAAGUAAAAAUUUUUGCAAAAUGUUUUCCAGUCGAAAAGCAUUUAUUGUUAUCUGUGUGGCACUGAAUAUUGUCGACUUGAAUUGUGAUAAAAAACUCUGGUCGUCCAGUUACGGACCAAAUUUCGAUCCAGACUUUCCACAAUUUACCCCGUUCAGUAGUGAUCAGUUUAUAAAUGUUGAGAGUGAUGUCAGUGUGUCCGGAAACAGUGAUCCAGCAGAUGAUCAUACAGUAGACAGUACACCAGUGAAAUCAUCGGCAAUCGUCGAUCAGGAACAACCAAACGGUGAGCCACAAUAUUUCUACACCGACAAAGUGGUGCAUCCAAUGAGAAAAGGCCAGUUCAGUGAACGGAUACAGCCGUUGAAAAAUUUCGUUAUGGGAUUGUAUCAGAAUUAUCGGAGCACGUAUUUGGAUAACAAGACAAUGUACGAGGUCACACCGAAAAUGAAGGACAUUGAGAAUAAACUGGAGGAUGUGGAGGUGAAAGACGAACCGACGAAAAUCAAAAAGAAAACGAAAAAGAAGUCAAAGAAACCGAAAUUUGGUGACGAAGUUCGAUACAAUGUUGGCCCUGGCGUAAACGUUUCCCUAGACCAUGACAAGGAGUUGGUCAACGUAUAUUUGGAUGAAGAUUGCUUGAAGGACGUAUUCACUGGACGAGGCAAAAAGUACGACUUGAUAUCAAAGAUUUUGCCGCUAUUCAUAUUGCCGUUUUUAAUUCAAUCCGCCAUCGUACCGUUUGUUGUUUCAACACUUAAACUGUUGCUCGUCAAAUCGAUUGUGGUCGGAAAGAUUGCAAUAUUUUUGCUGAUUGUGUCGGCUUUUAAAAAUCACGGCAAGUACAGUUUCGACGCACCGCCGGCUUAUUAUGUUGAUCCGCCCAGCAGACGGUCGGAAGCAACGGCUGGAUACCGUGUGGAAGGAAAGCCAACGACUUGGGUGACAUAAUUUAGUUUUUUUAGCAUUAGUUUUGUGAACGUCCUCCUUUAUUUACAUAAUUUAGAUACAUUAUCUACUUCGACCUAGAUGCUAAUUUAUGCUUUGUUCAAUAAAGACUUAAUAUAUUUAUAACUUUA